AUUAGUUGGUAAUAUUGCAUUGGCGAAACUGUUGGGGGCAAGUUUUAUUGAGUACGACUGAUUGCAAAUGCUUUCUGAAGAUUUGAUACUUCCUUAAAGUUGGAAUUCAGAUGAAAAAAAUUUAAAAAAAGGCAUGGAUGACCAACCUCUAGAUCUCAGUAAAAAACGCUUAUCUUCUGCAGAAGAAUUGCGAAUAUUUUCCUCAGAAAAACAGCAAGAGUCUGCAAAAGAAAAUGGAAAUCUAUAUUCAGUUGAAAUUGUCAGAUCUCAAGCAGAUUCAUUUUUAAAACCUGAAAAAAAUACAGUGAGAACUUUUGAGGAUGUACGUAUGAGAUCUGUCCAUCCACAUCAAAGGAACAAAGAAAAGGGAAUUCUUAAACUUCAAGAUUUGAUUGCAAGAAAUCCUUGCAACAAGACAAAAGCUAACGAAAAUCAUCCGAACGAAUUUGGAGGAAAGAGAAAAAAACUAUUUGACUCUUUCUCUAAUAGAUUGAUAAAAAUGUCUACAAAGACAUCUGUUGAUCAGGACUGCAAAUGGAGAGAUGUCAGAGACAAUUCAUCUCCGGAAGGAUUAGUGAGCACAGCUGGAAAUAAUAAUCAUGAUUAUGAUUCUGUAGGAUAUCUAGGCGAUUCAAACAUUUUCAAGGAAAAUUCAACUAUCAUUUGUAAAUACUGUAAUAAAGUUUUGUACAAAUCCAGCUAUAAUAAGCACAUUCGGACCCAUACUGGCGAAAAGCCUUACAAAUGUGAUUAUUGUGAUAAAUGCUUCUCACAGAGUAAUGAUCGUAAAGUGCAUAUGAGAAUAUACACGGAAGAAAGGCCUUACCGGUGUCAGUUCUGUAAUAAGACAUUUAAAUGCUCAAGCCAUCUUUCAGCUCAUACUAGAACACACACCGGAGAAAAGCCUUUCAUAUGCCCAACUUGUGGUAAGGCUUAUAAACGGAAUUUUAGUAUGAAAACACAUGAAAAGAUGCACAAAGAAAAAAAGGGAAGAAAAAUAAAUGGUUGAAUUGAUUUUUAUUCUUUAUUUGAAAUUUGUUUAAUCUAUAUUUUAGGGAUAUUUUAUCUUUGAUGAAGUAUUUUUAUUUAACAGACGAAUAACUGAAAUAAAAAGCUGAUAAGAAUGAAAAUAUUCUGUAUUUGACUAUUAAUAGAAUUUAACGACAAAAAAAAAAAGUUUUAUUCUGUGACUAACAGCGGUUGUCUGCAUAUCUGUAUAGAUGAA
Messenger RNA from Argiope bruennichi, 1225 nucleotides. RefSeq names its product zinc finger protein 114-like. Bases 134 to 1009 code for a protein of 291 amino acids. Gene Ontology annotation, biological process: regulation of transcription by RNA polymerase II. The transcript is spliced from 2 exons. Lineage: Eukaryota; Metazoa; Arthropoda; Arachnida; Araneae; Araneidae. Gene Ontology annotation, molecular function: RNA polymerase II cis-regulatory region sequence-specific DNA binding; DNA-binding transcription factor activity. The record is from RefSeq and is a predicted model, not a curated record.